Molecule: messenger RNA, 1614 nt
Organism: Lampris incognitus (smalleye Pacific opah)
Lineage: Eukaryota; Metazoa; Chordata; Actinopteri; Lampriformes; Lampridae
Gene: nmur1a
Product: neuromedin U receptor 1a
Exons: 3
Coding region: 1-1614 (537 amino acids)
Biological process (GO): G protein-coupled receptor signaling pathway
Cellular component (GO): plasma membrane
Molecular function (GO): neuromedin U receptor activity
Source: RefSeq, a predicted model, not a curated record
AUGUCCAUGGUCCUGAUGGAGUUGGUGCAGGACCUCACUCUUAAGCAACUCAGGCAGCACCAACUGGAGGACCUCCUCUCUUCCAUCCGGCCAUUGGAUACAGUGGUAGAGUACACCUACCUCCACCAUAUGAUCCCAUUGCUGAAGCAAUCCCAGAACUCCCUUGGAGAGUCAGCUCCAUUCCUUUGCACUUGGGCCACUUUCCUCCUUCCAGUAUUGCAGGACGGCACCUAUGGCAGGAUCAGCCUCCUGCAAGGAAUGAUCAUCAUGGUGUCAAGUCACAACUGCUCUUUGGAACUCCCUGCUGACAGAGGUGAUUGGGGCUGCCUUCUAGAGCUUAACUGUGGUAACCUGACCUCUGGUGUCAAUGGCAGCAGCAUUGAAAUGGUAGAUGCUUGUCUAACUGAGGAAGAAUAUCUGGAGAAAUAUCUGGGGCCUCGUCGCUCCUCAGUGUUCCUCCCUGUCUGCCUCACCUACCUCCUCAUCUUCUUGGUGGGCGCCAUGGGGAAUGUUCUGACAUGCACCGUCAUUUCGCGGAACAAAGUAAUGUGGACCCCGACCAACUACUAUUUGUUCAGCCUGGCAGUGUCAGACCUGCUGGUAUUGUUGCUGGGAAUGCCCCUGGAGCUGUAUGAGAUGUGGCAGAACUACCCCUUCCUCCUUGGAAAGGGUGGCUGCUAUUUCAAAACCUUCUUGUUCGAGACAGUGUGCUUCGCUUCCAUCCUCAAUGUGACAGCACUGAGUGUGGAGCGUUACAUCGCUGUGGUGCACCCGCUGCGUGCCAAGUACGUGGUGACCCGCACCCAUGCCAAGCGUGUCAUCCUGACUGUCUGGGGUCUAUCAGUGCUGUGUGCUGUGCCCAACACAAGUCUACAUGGCAUUUCCACCCUGCCCAGUCGCACUUUUGGCCUUGGUGGUAAUGGAAACCCAGAUGCAGGUGGUAAUGGAAACCCAGAUGCAGGGAUUCCUGAUUCUGCCAUCUGUAUGCUGGUGAAACCACGUUGGAUAUACAAUCUGACGAUCCAGGUGACCACAUUGCUGUUUUUUGUUUUGCCCAUGCUCACCAUCAGCAUUCUCUACAUGCUCAUUGGCCUGCAGCUGAAACGAGAGAAGAUGCUGCAAGCGAUUGAGGCCAAGUCAGGCUUUGAACAAGGCAGCUUCUGUAACCUCCGUACACAGCAGCAGAAAGCCCGGCGCCGGCAGGUCACCAAGAUGUUAUUUGUUUUGGUCGUGGUCUUUGGGAUCUGCUGGGCCCCGUUUCACACCGACCGCCUCAUGUGGAGCUUCAUCAGUGACUGGACUGAAGAACACUUGGAGACCUUUCAGUACGUUCACAUCAUCUCCGGGGUCUUCUUCUACCUCAGCUCGGCCGUCAACCCCAUCUUGUACAACCUCAUGUCCACCCGCUUCCGGGAGAUGUUCAAGGAUGUCAUGUGUCAUCGGCCGCGUCGCCCGGCCCCCAGGAAGCAUUCGCUCAGCGUGACCCGGGUGACUCUCCGCAGCACACUCAGCGACACGCUACCCAGCAACAGUGCUGCUGCCGGCGAAGGAGAAGUGAAAGGCGGCAGCCUCAUCAGAGAAAAAGAAGACAAGACCACUUUUGCGUGUCAGUAA